Rhinocladiella mackenziei CBS 650.93 is the source of this 1368-nucleotide messenger RNA. RefSeq lists its product as uncharacterized. Bases 1 to 1368 code for a protein of 455 amino acids. The record is from RefSeq and is a predicted model, not a curated record. NCBI's taxonomy places the organism in Eukaryota, Fungi, Ascomycota, Eurotiomycetes, Chaetothyriales, Herpotrichiellaceae. The transcript has a single exon. Gene Ontology annotation, molecular function: phosphatase activity.
AUGGGUAAACCACGUUUGAUCAUCAUCAUCCGUCAUGCCCAAUCCGAGGGAAAUCGAGACAAAACUGUCCAUCAGACCGUCCCGGACCAUAAAGUUGGCCUGACGGCCGAAGGACACCAACAAGCCCUGGAAGCCGGUGAGAAGCUUCGUGCUCUUCUACGCAACGACGACACAUUGCAUUUCUUCAUAUCGCCGUACCGAAGAACUCGAGAAACAACCGAGGGGAUAUUAAAUGGCCUAACUUCCAAUGACCCGGUUCCUUCGCCAUUCCAAAGAUCCCACAUCAAAGUGUACGAGGAGCCAAGGCUGAGGGAACAGGACUUUGGGAACUUCCAACCGGGUACCGAAGAAGUCGAGCGGCUCUGGCGAGAACGUGCCGAAUAUGGCCACUUUUUCUAUCGUAUCCCCAACGGCGAAAGCGGAGCUGACGUCUAUGAUCGGGUGUCAUCAUUCAACGGCUCUCUCUGGCGGCGAUUUUCUGAAGACACCAUGGCCAGUGUGGCGAUUCUGGUAACGCAUGGCCUAUGCAGCCGCGUGUUUUUGAUGGCGUGGUAUCACUACAGCGUGGAGUUUUUCGAAGAUUUACGAAAUAUCAACCAUUGUGAGUUUCUGGUGAUGAAGCUCGGUGCGAAUGGGCGAUACGUGCUGCAAAAUCAAUUACGGCGGUGGUCAGAUCUGAGAAGGGAAAGAGCUGCGAGAAAGAGCGUCUCGGCCGCGUCGCCCGUGAACAUCGAACCAAUCCCGGUGAGGCGAUGGACAUCCCGGGGGACAGCCAACGAUCCAACGAGAGGGAGUUACCUGCCUCCACCCAAACGGAAGAAUACCGCAGAUAUGUUUCGAGAUGAACCCGAAGUGAAGGAGGAGCGGAAAGAAAAGCCGCGAGCAGUGUCAACAUCGGUAGAGCGGCGAAACAGUGCAAGCAGAGAGGCAAGUCGCGGCAGAGUUCGCUCCUCGAGCAAUCUUCGCACCUCCAUUACCAACUUGAGUCUGGACACGGGAAAGAAAAGCUCGGGCUUGAGCGGCUUGAAGUCAUACCUAGGACGAGACGGUGGGGGGACAAGAUCUGGUCAUGGUUCACCGUUUGGCUCAGACGAUGAAGAAAGUGCGGAAGGCACACCACAUCCGGAUGCCCUGUCAGAGUCUUUCGAUUCGAACAAACAGAAGUUCUCAUCGUCACUGGCACGAGCCCUGAGGGGAGAUUUUGACGUUCCGAACCGAGUUUUAGCUGAUGCUCUGGGCGAUCAAAGUGACGCUGAAAUUGAUGAGGCUGAUUUGGAGAUGGGCAUAAAGGAAAGAGAAGAGAUGGAGAUGGAGCAGAUACUGGCCGAGGAGAGGAGAGAACGGACGCAUAGAGGGAGCGUCUACUAG